AUGCCUGCUCCGACCACUACCCUCCUCAUUGAGGGUUCUUUCUCCGAGCUCGCCGAGGAGUUUACCCAGUACAUCGAUGCCGUUCGCAAAGAGGGUAGCCUCCAGUCGGAGAUCGCCCCGCUCCUCGAGCCACUCCGCGAGCAAGAAACCGCCAGCCAGGAGCCUGAUCUGAAGCAGCGCGAUGAGGUCCUUAAGAAGAUUGUUGGUGCCGCGACCGCCUUGAAUGCUGCUCCCGAAAAAGAGAUCAUUCCUUCAUACAACCUGCUUGUGCACCUUGUGCACCAGUCCUCCAACCCUGAUAUGUUCCUUCCUCGCAUCUGCACGUAUCUCGCUAAGCCUAUCACCACCUCCCCCCAAUUCGGCCCUACCCUGGCCAUCUCUAUCCUCACCACCAUCUUCAACACUUUGCCCGCCACUGAAUCAAGCCGGUACCACGUUCUCCUCGCCAUUGUGGCCGUGAUCCGCCAGUCUGCAUCUGGAUACGCCUUCGAGGCCUUGAGGCCACAACUCGUUUCGCAGCUGCCCACAUGGUUGUCCGAGUGGGAUCUAGAGAAUGAGGAGGCUCAGAAGUUGCACUUGGCAAUCGCUGAUGCAGCUACUGCCGCUGGCGAUGAUGACCUGGCUCAGUCGCACGUCAUGCAGGCUCUGCAGACCAUUUCCGCAGCUGAUUCUAGCAAGCCUGCCGCUCGUGAUCUGGCUGUGCGCGCUCUCGCUUCUGCGCUGCGUCGCCCCGGUGUCUUCGACUUCAACUCUCUGACCUCAUCUGACGCUGUCCAGGGCCUCCGCUCCAGCGAUAGCACCCUGUUUGAGCUUUUGGAGAUUUUCACCUCGGACACUCUCGAUGCCUACGAGGAGUUCAUUUCCGCCAACCCUCUCGCUUCUAUCUCUGGCGGUGUUCUCGCUGAAUCCGCCGAUGCCCUCCAGACCAAGUUGCGUCUGUUGACUCUGACUUCGCUUGCAGCCUCUACCCCAUCCCGCUCGCUCGCCUAUUCCGCUAUUUCAUCUGCUCUGCGUGUUCCCGCUACCGAAGUUGAGGUGUGGGUUAUCAACACCAUCCGCGCCGGUCUGGUCGAGGGUAAGCUUUCGCAGCUGCGCCAGGAGUUCCUCAUCCACCGCGCCACUUACCGCGUGUUCGGCGAGAAACAGUGGACCGAGGUCCAGGGCCGCCUGAUGGUCUGGCGCCGCUCGCUCGAGAAUGUUCUGAAUGUUAUCCGCUCUGAGCGUGAGCGCUUCGUCCGCGAUGGCAUUCAGGCCGCCGCAGACCAGGAGGCCACUGCAGCUCAAAACAAGAACGGCGACAAGGGCCGCACCAUGGAGCGGCGGCGUCUGCCGACACAGUCCUCGCAACCGCGCGAGGUCGAGGUUGUUAGCGAGUAA
Penicillium taxi is the source of this 1377-nucleotide messenger RNA. RefSeq names its product PCI domain protein. The record is from RefSeq and is a predicted model, not a curated record. The transcript is spliced from 2 exons. Lineage: Eukaryota; Fungi; Ascomycota; Eurotiomycetes; Eurotiales; Aspergillaceae. Gene Ontology annotation, cellular component: cytoplasm; eukaryotic translation initiation factor 3 complex. Gene Ontology annotation, molecular function: translation initiation factor activity. Gene Ontology annotation, biological process: cytoplasmic translational initiation. Bases 1 to 1377 code for a protein of 458 amino acids.